AUGGCGAACAACUCAGGACUUCUCAUGAUGGCCAAGGUAUUGGAGGCUCAAAAGCCUAAGGCGCACGAGAUGAAAGACGCUCCCGCAUUCUACCAGAACCUAGAGAAAGUCCUAGACAAGCGCCGCAUGGAUCAGACAAUGCUGACUUUGCUUCCUGCCCGCCCAGUGGUGGACUUCUCUUCCUGCGAUAUUUUGUCGCUGUCCAAGUCUGGUCUGCUUCGAAUGGCCUUUAUAGAAGAGCUGGAAAAAAACCCCGACUUUGUUCUGGGGAGCAGUGGCUCACGCCUCAUGGACGGAAACCAUGCGUAUGUCGAGGAACUUGAACAAGAGAUUGCAGAGUUCCACCGCGCGAAGACUGCUCUUUUCUUCGACAGCGGAUUCGAUGCUAAUACUGCCAUUUUCUCGGUGAUACCUCAGCCUGGAGACGUCAUUGUCUUUGAUGAACUCGUGCACGGCAGCAUCCACGAGGGGAUGCGGACUAGUCGUGCGACAACCCGUAGGUCUUUCCAGCAUAACAGUCUAAAGUCCUUUGGUGAGGUUCUUACUCAUUUCCAUGGGACUCUGCCGCCUAUAUCUUCUGGAAAAUCCACGGUUCUUGUGUCCAUUGAAUCGGUGUAUAGUAUGGACGGAGAUGUUGCCCCAGUGGAAGAUCUGCUCCAGGCUGCGAAAGAUAUCCUUCCUCUUGGAAACUUCCAGUUCUUCAUUGAUGAAGCGCAUAGUACUGGGUUAAUGGGACCUCAAGGCAGAGGCCUUGUCUGUGAGUUGGAAUUAGAGGAGAGCUUUGCUAUCCGACUGCAUCCCUUCAGCAAGGCACUAGGAUCUCAUGGAGCGGUUGUCCUAUGUGACGAAACGAUCAAAGCCAUGCUCCUCAAUUUUGCCCGCUGUCUGAUCUUUUCGACAGCUCCUUCGUUUCCGGCUUUGGCUGCCAUUAAAGGAGGAUACGCCCUCCUCAAAUCCAGCUUAGGUCUAAUGCGGCAAAACUGUAUCCAACCCCUCGUGAGAUACUUCUUCAAAAACAUUCUUGCCCACCCAAAUUACAUCCGUGCAGAGGCAGCCGGGAUUCUCUCUAUCCCACUGGCCAAAGACUGGGAGCAGCGACGGCUCCUCACCCACAUUGUCCCCAUCAAUCACCGCGGGUUUGAGAACCAUCUUCUCUCCGCUCAUUGCCAUUUUGCUGACUUUUGCGUCUGGCCUAUCGACUAUCCAGUUGCUCCAAAGAGCCAGGGAAGAACGCGCGUUAUCUUCCAUGCAGAUAACACGUUUAAGCAGGUCGAGCGCUUGAUUGGGUUGAUUACGGAAUGGGCCGAGCUAAUGCUGAAGAGGGAGGAGCGUGGUGCUGAGCCCCUUAUGGCUACAUCAGAAGGUGUCGAUAUGGAUUGGCUCACUCGAGUAGUUACGACUGCAAGCUCGACUAUGGAUGAGGGUGUCAUCUAUGCGAAGGAAGUGGAAGUUGCUUGA
Molecule: messenger RNA, 1458 nt
Organism: Penicillium taxi
Lineage: Eukaryota; Fungi; Ascomycota; Eurotiomycetes; Eurotiales; Aspergillaceae
Product: aminoacyl transferase sphA
Exons: 4
Coding region: 1-1458 (485 amino acids)
Biological process (GO): biosynthetic process
Molecular function (GO): pyridoxal phosphate binding
Source: RefSeq, a predicted model, not a curated record